AUGGUAGAUGAAGAAUUACAUUUUAAAACUAUUUUGAGGAGGAAGAAUGCUGCAAAAGCCAGAAUUUAUAGAAAGAGUGUUAUUGAUGACAAGAAAUCUAAGAGGUUGAAAACUGCUCAAAAAGAAAACGGUACAUUUGAUAAAAGAUGCGGCAAUGACUCAACAGCUUUGAGGAUACCACUAUCAGAACUUUCACCAAACAUACUAAAUGACGGUCGUGGUAUAGCCAACGUUGAAGUAAGUCGUCAACUUCAUUCGUCCUUAAAGACUAAGCCAAGUACCAAUAAUAAUAUCAGAUCAAAAAAGAUAUCAAGCAGAAACAUUACUAAAUUAGGAGUUAACUUAUCUAAGAGGUUUGACAAUACAUUUGCUGCAACAACAUCAAACCAAGAUCCAAUACCAGAAUUGCAACUCAAUGAGCUUUUUGCAUCUGAUAGUGGAGACGGUAAUAUGAAUGAUGAAUCUAACGGUUACAGUUCAGCAACAAAUUCAAGUUUUGAUGAAGAUGAAAUGUCUAAUGGAACAGAUGCUAUGGAAACUUUUGAAAUUACAUCAGGAGGGUAUUAUGAUAUAGGGGAUCCUGUCAUUGAAUGUCAAUAUUGUGGUGCAAAUAUGUGGUCAAAAAGUGGAGUUGAUGUUAAUAUUGUGAGAAAACUAUCUGAAAUGUUAUAUGAACAUAAUGUUCAUGCACAAUCAUUUCGCAUGGCAAGGGACAUACUUUGUGAAGAAGGUGUUUCUGAUUUAAAACUUCGUUUAAUAUCUGAACGAAGAAAUGAUGGAAGGAUAUAUAAUCAACCAACUGUAUCCGAAGUAACUGCUUUAAUUGUUGGAGAUGUCGACACUGCAGAAAAAAGAGACAUUAUAGUGCAAAAACAAUGUGGCGAACUUCAAAGGAUAAAUGAGUAUCAUACCAGUUAUUUAGGAUAUCAGUACCCAUUAUUAUUUCCAUAUGGUGAGGAUGGAUAUAGACCUAAUGUGAGGCACCGUGAUAAAGGGACAAAUAUUCGCCACUUCACAGACAUAACACAGUCAGAACAGAACAAUAAAAAUAUUCCUUGGGAAGAAGCAACAAAGCGAAAUCGACUUACAAUAAGAGAGUGGUUGGCCUUUAGAAUUCAAUCAAGAUCUAAUGAAGCACAAACAUUGUUGCGAUCAAGGAGACUUUAUCAACAAUUUUUGGUAGAUGGUUUUACAAUGAUGGAAUCAGAAAGACUUAGGUGGCUUCGAAAGAAUCAGUCAAAACUGAGGGUUGGCAAGUAUCACAAUUUGAAUGAAUAUAAUUCAAAUGGAGAAACGCACGGGUCAAACACAGGUAAGAGGGUUGUGCUACCUUCUUCAUACGUUGGUAGUAGUAGAUAUAUGGAUCAACUAUACUUUGACGGAAUGGCAAUAUGCAGCUAUGUCGGAUUUCCAGAUCUUUUCAUUACAUUCACAUGUAACCCCAACUGGCCUGAAAUUCAGCGUUCGCUUGGUUCUGUUCAUCUAAAAGCAUCAGAUCGUCCUGACAUCAUUUCAAGAGUCUUUAAAAUGAAAUUUGAUGAGCUUUUGUCUGAUCUCACAAAGAAAAGUCUAUUGGGGAAAGUUCUUGCAUAUAUGUAUACAAUUGAGUUUCAAAAGAGAGGAUUACCACAUGCUCACAUCUUAAUUUUCCUCCAUCCAUCUAACAAAUAUCCAACUCCAAGUGAUAUUGAUCGCAUUAUUUCAGCUAAAAUACCUGACCAAGAUACCAAUGAAGAGUUGUAUAAUUUGGUUAAAACUCACAUGAUUCAUGGCCCGUGUGGAUUUGCAAAUCGAUCUUCACCGUGCAUGAAAGAUGGAAAAUGUUCUAAAUAUUUUCCAAAACAGUUUCAGCCCGAAACAAUUGUUGAUCAAGAUGGGUUUCCGGUAUAUAGAAGAAGGGACAAUGGACAUACAGUUCUUAAGAAUGGAAUUCAAGUCGAUAACCGGAAUGUUGUUCCAUACAAUGCAAAGUUGUUGACAAAGUACCAAGCUCACAUAAACAUGGAAUGGUGCAAUCAAAGUACAUCGAAUAAGUACUUAUUCAAGUACAUCAACAAAGGUUACGACAGAAUCACCGCUGCCAUUGUACCGAAUGAUGAUGGAACUUCCAACCAGCCGCAGAAUAUUGAUGAGAUCAAACAGUAUAUUGAUUGUAGGUACGUUUCUCCGAGUGAAGCAUCUUGGAGGAUAUUCUCCUUUCCAAUCCAUGGUAGAAAACCAGCUGUUGAGAGACUGUACUUUCAUUGUGAAGGUCAAAAUUCGGUAUAUUACACUGAUUUUGAUCGUAUCAAUACAGUUCUGGAAAAACCAAGUGUAACUGAAUCGAUGUUUACAUCAUGGUUCGAAGCAAAUUGCAAGUAUCCUGAAGCACAAAAUUUAACUUACAACAAAUUUGUUUCAAAAUUUGUUUAUGUUAAGAAAAAAAGAGAAUGGAAACCCCGUCAAAAAGUGAAUAACGUAAAAUAUGAUACUUUCCGGGAUGCCUGUUUUGCUAUGGGUUUUAUCGGCGAUGAUAGAGAAUUCAUUGCAGCUAUUAAAGAGGCAAAUCAUUGGGGUUCAGGCAGCAUUAACAAGCCAAGACAUGUAUGGAGUAAAACAUGUCAUCUCUUAGCUGAUGGAAUACUAUAUGCUCAACAGCGAAUUGCAAACAAUAGAGGUUUGAGGUUGUUGGAUGAAGAGAUAAUGAAUUUAACAUUAAUUGAGAUUGAACGAAAUCUUCAAAGGAAGAGCCGAAGUCUAAAGGAAUUUGCUGGAAUGCCUUAUCCAAGUGGAUAUGUGGUUGAGCAGUUGGGAAAUAAGCUCAUAUACGAAGAGCGGAGUUACAAUCCAGCCGAACAAUUGCAAGAAUACAAUAAUUUGUUCUUCAAUCUUACAGUUUUUUGUUUUGAAGCGUUUGAUAAAACCCUUAAAGACAUAAUGGGGCGUUCCAAUUGUUCUGACAAAUUACUCGGAGGGAAAGUAAUUGUAUUUGGUGGAGAUUUUCGGCAAAUAUUACCGGUUGUACCAAGGGGCAGCCGUUCAGAUAUAAUACAUUCUACAAUAAAUUCAUCAUACAUCUGGGAUCAUUGUGUUGUGCUGAAGCUUACAAAGAACAUGCGACUCCAACAAGCCGGCAAUACUUCAAGUACAUCUGAAUUAGAAUUGUUUUCUAAUUGGAUAUUAAAAGUUGGCGAUGGGAAAUUGGAAGAACCUAACGAUGGUUACACGGAUAUUCCUAUUCCAAAUGAUUUCUUAAUUUCUAACUAUGAUGAUCCACUAGAAGCCAUUGUUAGUGAAACAUAUCCGAAUUUUCUUAACAAUUACAGGAAUCCAGAAUUUUUGCAAUCAAGAGCUAUAUUGGCAGGAACAAUUGAAACGAUUGACAUCAUAAAUCAAUACGUUUUGGAAUUCAUACCAGGUGAAGAAAAGGAAUAUUUAAGUUCAGAUUCUGUAGACACUUUUGACGGUGAAGGAAAUGAAGCUUUUGAUGUUUUGACCCCGGAAUUUUUGAAUACACUUACAACUUCCAGUCUACCUAACCACAAGAUUAAAUUGAAGAUUGGGACCCCUAUUAUGUUGCUUCGAAACAUUGAUCAACCUGAAGGUCUCUGCAAUGGAACAAGGCUUAUAGUUACAAGAUUGGCAAACCACGGUAAUGAAUCAUCACUUUCUAAAAGGUUGCGGACAGGUUUUGUAUAA
This is a messenger RNA of Lathyrus oleraceus (garden pea), 3678 nucleotides long. RefSeq lists its product as uncharacterized. The transcript has 12 exons. The record is from RefSeq and is a predicted model, not a curated record. Gene Ontology annotation, molecular function: DNA helicase activity. Bases 1 to 3678 code for a protein of 1225 amino acids. Gene Ontology annotation, biological process: telomere maintenance; DNA repair. NCBI's taxonomy places the organism in Eukaryota, Viridiplantae, Streptophyta, Magnoliopsida, Fabales, Fabaceae.